GGAACACACCGGUUGUGUGCUCUGAACACAUGUCAAACGAAUUUAAAAAAAAAAAAACAAUAAAUAAAAAUUAGAGUUCUGCAUAAGUACUUUUCAAUCGCGUGAACAAUUUCAAUUUGAUGAAUUUUUGUAGAAAAAAGUGUAAAAAAUCAUUUAUUUAUCGUCGAAAAUAGAAGGAACUUAACCUCAACCAUGAAGAAACUGCAUCAUUUGGAGGCGAACAAUUUGCGAUUUUCGGUAUUUAGUCCGAAUAACAUUCGUGCGUUGAGCGUGGCCAAGAUAGUUACACCGUUGCUCUUUGAUCCAUUGGGUCAUGCAUUGCCGGGUGGUUUAUAUGAUUCAAAAAUGGGUCCAUUUUCCAUCAACUCGGAUCCGUGCAGUACGUGUUACAAAACGCUAGACUGUAAUGGCCAUAUGGGUCACAUCGAAUUGUCAAUGCUUGUGUAUAAUCCAAUUUUCAUAAAAAGUGUCUACGACAUUUUACGAAUUACAUGCUUCAGCUGCUUUCAAAUGCAAAUCUCCGAAAGAGUUAUGGAAAUUUUGGUAUUGCAAUUAAAAUUACUAGACGCCGGCUAUAUAACCGAAGCUCAAGACAUUGAAAUUUACAAAUCGGAAACGGUGAGUGAAUAUUCAAAACCAGCACGAGACUCAAAAUUAGAAGAAAUGAAACGUUUAUUGGAUUUCGGUUUACAAUCAUGCGAUGUUGUUGAGAAUACAAAAAAUUCGGAAUCAUUACGAGCAUCAAUUGUUAGCAGUUCCAUCAAAAGUAAUCCAAAUAAACGAUGCAUACACUGUAAAGAGGCAUUGAAAAAAGUGAAAUAUUCAUUCAAAAAGCUAAUGGUAACCGCUUCAAAAUCAGAAAUGAGCUCGGACUUGAAUGACAGUUACGGCCGUUCAAAAACAGUGAACAAAGCAUUGUUGGCCGAUGAAUGCCGUGAAUACUUGCGCAAAGUGUACGAUUUACACGAGGAAAUGUUGAAAUUACUGUUUCCAGUUUUAAUGCAUGCACCGGAAGAUGUUGAAAUUGCAACGGAUAUUUUCUUCAUGGAUGUAAUUCCAGUUCCAUCGCCAAUUGUUCGACCAGCAAAUAAAUUUCAAAAUGAGAUCCGUGAACAUCCACAAACGACCAUUUUAAAGAACAUUGUCGAAUCGAACAGUCUAUUGAAAACCAUUUGUGCAAAGAUAAAUGGAAAAGUGGCCGAGGCUCAAGCGAACGAAACGCAAGCAUUGUAUGAUAGCGCCACUGGUGAUACAUCGUACGAAAAAAUGUACCAUGCAUGGCAAAAAUUACAAACAUGCGUCGAUCAAACAUGGGACAGUGCACUCGGACAAAACACGCACGGCGUUCAAGGUUUGAAACAAGUUCUUGAAAAGAAAACAGGAAUCAUUCGAUUGCAUAUGAUGGGAAAACGUGUCAAUUAUGCAGCGCGUACGGUUAUCACGCCAGAUCCAUUCAUUAAUGUCGAUGAAAUCGGUUUGCCCGAGGUGUUUGCACGAAAAUUAUCCUAUCCAGUGCCUGUCACUUCAUGGAAUGUGGCUGAACUACGAAAAAUGGUUACUAAUGGGCCAAAUGUUCAUCCGGGUGCUAAUUUCGUUGAAGAUGAACAAGGUCGAAUUCAAAUCGUAUCUGGAGUCGAUGCGGCCAAACGUGAAUCGCUCGCCAAAAUGUUGUUGACACCAACAGAAAAAGGUGUUAAAAUUGUUCACCGUCAUUUGUUGAACAACGACGUAAUGCUGUUGAAUCGUCAGCCAACGUUGCACAAAAACAGUAUAAUGGCACACAAAGUGCGCAUUCUGAAAGGAGAAAAAACGUUCCGUCUUCAUUAUUCGAAUUGUAAAUCGUAUAACGCUGAUUUUGAUGGUGAUGAAAUGAAUGCUCAUGUGCCACAAAAUGAAUUGGGCCGUAGUGAAGCCUAUAAUUUGAUAAAUGUGCCAAAUCAAUAUUUAGUAGCAAAGGAUGGUACACCGUUGGGUGGUUUGAUUCAAGAUCAUGUUAUUUCUGGUGUGAAAAUGUCGAUGAGAGGACGAUUCUUCAAUAGAGAAGACUAUCAGCAAUUGGUGUUUGUCGCAUUGGCACACAUUUCAAAAGACAUCAAAUUUUUGCCGCCAACAAUCAUAAAACCCAUUAGACUGUGGUCGGGCAAACAAAUUUUAUCAACUAUUUUAAUGAAUAUCAUACCGGUCGGACAGCAUAAAAUCAAUUUAAAAUCGACCGCCAAAACGAGUGUAAAAUCUUGGCAAACGCAAGAAGAACGCCUAUGGUUAGCCGGAGGUACACCGUUGACCGAAAAUAAUAUGACUGAGAGUGAAGUUAUCAUUCGGGGAGGUGAAUUGUGUGUCGGUGUUUUGGAUAAAACUCAUUACGGCGCUACACCUUAUGGUUUAAUUCACUGCAUGUACGAAUUGUACGGCGGAGAGUGUUCAACGCAAUUACUUUCAUCAUUUUCAAAGGUCUUUACCAUCAACCUGCAGCGAGAAGGUUUCACGCUCGGUGUUCAUGAUAUUUUGGUGUUGCCACAUGCCGACAAGAAUAGACGAAAAAUUAUCAAGAAAACUCGAAAGCUUGGACCAAAAGCUGUAGCAACUGCCUUAGAAUUGCCGUUAGAUACACCAUUUGAAAUUUUGGCCGAAAAAAUGUCUGAAGCGAUUAAUCGUGAUCCGAAAUUUAGAACACUCUUGGAUCGUGCCUAUAAAUCUGCAUUGGAUAGUUAUACAAAUCGGAUUAAUAAAAUUUGUCUUCCCGCUGGUUUACUGUGUAAGUUCCCAGAAAAUAAUUUACAAUUGAUGGUUGGUUCCGGCGCCAAAGGAUCAACGGUGAAUACAAUGCAAAUUUCAUGUUUGCUCGGCCAAAUUGAAUUGGAAGGCAAACGGCCGCCAAUGAUGAUAUCAGGGCGUACGUUACCAUGUUUCCCGACAUUUGAAAUGUGCCCAAAAGCAGGUGGCUUCAUUGAUGGCCGAUUUAUGACUGGCAUUCAACCGCAAGAUUUCUUCUUCCAUUGUAUGGCUGGUCGUGAAGGUUUAAUUGAUACAGCUGUAAAAACAAGUCGUUCUGGUUAUUUGCAACGUUGUCUGAUCAAACAUUUGGAAGGAUUGAAUGUGCACUAUGAUAUGACAGUUCGUGAUAGUGAUAGUUCAGUGGUUCAAUUUAUGUACGGUGAAGAUGGUAUGGAUGUUUCGAAAUCGCAAUUUUUGAAAACCAAGCAAUUUCCAUUCUUGUUUGACAACGUUAAAAGUAUAAUUCCAAAUAAAGAAUUCUUGGACGAAUUAAAAGAUUUCGAAAAUUACGACAGUGUUAUAAAACACAAGAAAAAGGUUCGAUCAUGGAUGAAAAAGCACGCAAAUGAUGAUAAACGACGUGAGACCAGUUUCCAGAGAUUCUCCCGUGAAAUCGUGUCGGACAUCACAAUGAAAGAUCCGAAUGCAAUAAACGAGAAGACACAUCGUCGAAAUCUUGACGACCAAAUUGUAAAACUUUGGAGUGAAGCAGACGAUGAGCAAAAAGCAAAAUAUUCGAAGAAAUGUGUACCGCGUCCCGAUCCUGUCUCAAGUAAAUACCAACCAGAUUGUAAUUUCGGCUCUCUACCCGAACACGUGGAAAACUUAAUGGUCGGCUACAUGAAGAAUUUGAACAUUGACAAAGAAUCAUUUGAAAAUGUAAUUGCGGUAAAAACGAUGAAAUCACUAGUGGCACCCGGUGAACCAGUUGGUCUGUUGGCCGCACAAUCAAUCGGUGAACCAUCAACCCAGAUGACAUUGAACACUUUUCACUUUGCUGGUAGAGGUGAAAUGAACGUGACGCUGGGUAUUCCACGUCUCAGAGAAAUUUUAAUGUUUGCUACGGAAAAUAUAAAAACACCGUCGCUCGAUAUACCAUUUAAAAAGCAUAAAAAUAUGGAUCAAAGUGCUGAAACACUGCGCAAGAAAAUGGCCAGAGUUACUGUGGCCGAUGUUUUGGAAUCGAUAAAUGUUCAAUCACAUCUUGUUCUACGUCCAUAUCGAGCUCGAGAAUGUUGUGUUCGUUUUAAUUUCUUGCAAGCGGACGCUUAUCAACAAGAUUUUGUCAUUCGACCAAAGAAAAUUCUUCGACACAUGCGUGAACAGUUCUUUAGGCUAAUGUUCAAGGCCUUUGCAAAGGCGGCGAGUGAAAAAUAUUCAUCGGUUGAUAUUGGUGCCGAAGAGAAGAAAAAGAAAAUAGCUGAACAGUGCGAAGAUCGUGAAAUCGAUGAACGAGAACCAGAAAAAGAUACGACUAGAGCUGGUGGUAAUGAUAGUUCUGACGAUGAAGCCAUUGGCGACGAGGAUGAUGCUACAGCUGUUAAACUUAAGAGUAAAGCUAUGGACGAAUGUGAUUAUGAUGAAGCGGCCAUUGAAGAAGGUGAAAAAAUUGCAUCCGAUAAUGAAUCUGAUGUUGAAAUGAUGGAACCAGAAAAUAUCGCGGAUGUGGAUGAAGACGAAGUGGAAAAACUUGGAAACGAAGCAAGCGAAUAUAAUACGAGAUAUCGCGUUGAUAAGCAUACACAUUUAUGGUGUGAAAUCACUUUCCAACUGAAUAUGACACACAAAAAUGUCGAUCUUUCUAUCGUUUUGAAAGAUAUUGCACACAAGUCAGUUAUAGCCGAAGUGCCACAUAUCAAACGAGCAAUCACGUACAAUAAGAAUGAGGACAUUUUCCUGAAAACUGAUGGUAUUAACAUUACGGAAAUGUUCAAACACCGAGAGGUACUCGACUUGGAUCGACUUUAUACGAAUCAAAUCCAUGCUAUGGCUCAAACAUAUGGUAUCGAAGCCGCUGCUAGAGUUGUUGUUAAGGAAGUACAACAAGUGUUCCAGGUUUAUGGUAUUACAGUCGAUCCCCGGCAUUUAUUACUCAUCGCUGAUUAUAUGACUUUUGAUGGAACAUUCAAACCGCUCAGUAGAUCAGGCAUCGAAUCGUCAGCAUCGCCGCUGCAACAAAUGUCCUUCGAAUCUACGCUUAAGUUCUUGAAAUCGGCCAUCGUUAAGAGUCAGUUAGAUAGUUUAAAUUCACCAUCAAGUCGAUUGAUGAUUGGUCAACCAUGUAAAAGUGGUACUGGUGCUUUUACAUGUAUGACAAACAAUACUUUGCUAUUUAAAAAUCUUUUGAAAUAAAUUUAUUUAGAUACAGACAUUGGGUAUGCCAAUAAAUUUGGUAAUAAUUGUUAAGAAAUAUGUAAAUUUGAAUAAAACGAAAUAAAAUAUUUUAUAAAAAUGGA
Messenger RNA from Contarinia nasturtii (swede midge), 5231 nucleotides. RefSeq names its product DNA-directed RNA polymerase I subunit RPA1 (gene RpI1). The record is from RefSeq and is a predicted model, not a curated record. The transcript has 10 exons. Gene Ontology annotation, biological process: DNA-templated transcription. Gene Ontology annotation, molecular function: DNA-directed RNA polymerase activity; DNA binding. The coding region runs from base 193 to 5127 and encodes 1644 amino acids. NCBI's taxonomy places the organism in Eukaryota, Metazoa, Arthropoda, Insecta, Diptera, Cecidomyiidae. Gene Ontology annotation, cellular component: RNA polymerase I complex.